AGCAGGUGCAGAGAGCAAGAGAGAGAGAGCAUGUGCAGAGAGCAAGAGAGAGAGAGAGAGCAGGUGCAGAGAGCAAGAGAGAGAGAGAGCAGGUGCAGAGAGGAGAGCAGGUGCAGAGAGCGAGAGAGAGAGCAGGUGCAGAAAGAGAGAGAGCAGCAUAAAGCUUUGGCUCCUGUGUUGAUUAUCUUGCGACACCAGCAAUAUUUUACUCUGUGGAUUCUUGGCGAUAUUUCAUGGGAAUAA
Molecule: messenger RNA, 243 nt
Organism: Bufo gargarizans (Asiatic toad)
Lineage: Eukaryota; Metazoa; Chordata; Amphibia; Anura; Bufonidae
Product: zinc finger CCCH domain-containing protein 18-like
Exons: 3
Source: RefSeq, a predicted model, not a curated record